This is a messenger RNA of Glycine soja, 1396 nucleotides long. Its product is annotated as mitogen-activated protein kinase kinase kinase 1-like. Bases 56 to 1267 code for a protein of 403 amino acids. The transcript has 8 exons. Gene Ontology annotation, molecular function: ATP binding; protein kinase activity. Gene Ontology annotation, biological process: protein phosphorylation. NCBI's taxonomy places the organism in Eukaryota, Viridiplantae, Streptophyta, Magnoliopsida, Fabales, Fabaceae. The record is from RefSeq and is a predicted model, not a curated record.
CAAUUGACUUAUAUAUCGUUAUGUGUCCUAAGUCCUCUGUGAGGGAGCAAAUGAAAUGGGUAAUAAAAUUGGUAGGGCGAUAAAGAGUAGGAGAGGGUCAAAUUUGGGAGAAUCCGAUGUCCAUGUCCAUGGUUUUGGUUCGGUGGUGGACAGUGCCAUAAGGACAGCGUCAAAUGCAGGAACAGAUGUCUAUAGUUUUUCUGAGACAGUGGACAAUCCGAUGAGGAGUAGCGGUGCGCCAAAUAACCUUCAUGUCCAUGUCCAUGGUUUUGGUUCGGUGGUGGACAGUGCCAUAAGGACAGCGUCAAAUGCAGGAACAGCUGUCUAUAGUUUUGCUGAGGCAGUGGACAAUGCAAUGAGGAGUAGUGGAAUUGAUGAGUCUGUCCAUGGUUUUGCUUCGGCAGUGGACAAUGGCAUCAUGAGUAGUAACUUAGAGGUUUCUGCUUCUGCUUUAGUUGAUGUUCACAAUCUGUCGCCAAAUGGAAGUGGGUGGCAAAAGGGCGAUUUCUUAGGAAAUGGCUCCUUUGGGACCGUCUAUGAAGGCUUCACCGAUGAUGGAAGCUUCUUUGCUGUAAAGGAGGUGUCUUUGCUGGAUGACAGAAGCCAGGGCAAACAGAGCAUUUUCCAACUUCAGCAGGAAAUAUCUCUUUUGAGUCAGCUCCGACAUGACAACAUAGUUCGAUAUCUAGGCACAGAACAGGAUAAUUAUAAGCUGUAUAUCUUCCUUGAGCUUGUAACAAAAGGAUCAUUAAGAAGUCUCUAUCAUAAGUAUCGUUUAACGGACUCUCAAGCUUCUGCAUACACAAGGCAGAUUUUGAGUGGCUUGAAGUAUCUUCACGAUCGUAAUGUGAUUCACAGGGACAUCAAGUGUGCCAAUAUAUUGGUUGAUGCAAAUGGUUCCGUCAAGCUUGCAGAUUUUGGUUUGGCAAAGGCAACCAAGUCGAAUGAUGUUAAAUCAAUUGGAGGCUCCCCGUACUGGAUGGCCCCUGAGGUUGUCAAGUUAAGGAAACAUGGAUAUGGACUAGCAGCUGAUAUAUGGAGCUUAGGAUGUACAGUUUUAGAGAUGUUGACGUGCCAACCUCCUUACUCUCAUUUGGGCAAAAUGGAAGCGCUAUCUCUGAUUGGCAAGGGUCAUCCUCCACCUCUUCCGGAAUCUUUGUCAACAGAUGCCCGAGAUUUCAUUCUUAAAUGCUUACAAGUUAACCCAAACAAACGCCCAACUGCUGCUCAACUAUUGGACCAUCCAUUUCUAAAGAGAAUUUCGUAACCAGUACCAAAAACUCAAAACAAAAACAAGUUUUGAAAAUAAAAAGGUAGACACCAUUAAUAUUUAUUUCUUUAUUGGAACAUAUUAGAAAACCCAUUAAAUUUAAACCCAAAAUUUGGGAUUGAGAAA